AUGUUGUUGUUGCUCCUCUUGGUAACCGGUGUAGCAGCCAGCGACAGAACAUGGACCACUGACGAAGGUGUGACAAUCGAGAUUAUCAAGAAAAUCCCAGAGUCCAAGUGCAAAAUUCGCUCGGAAGUUGGUGAUACUUUGGAGCAAUUUUACAAGCUGACCAACAGUGAAGGAAGGGUUGUUGGCAGCAAUUUUGGACAAAAACCGUUCACAUUCGUGUUAGGACGAGGUGAAGUAAUCCGUGGCAUGGACAUCGCAAUGGAAGGGAUGUGCGUGGGAGAACAACGCAAGGUAACCAUCCCACCUGAGGAGGGUUUCGGCGAGGAUGCAAAGAAUAUGGAUGGCGUUAAUGAAGAAGAAACACUUCAUUACUUUGUCGAGCUCAAAAGUUUAUUCCGACCGAACCCAGGAGAGAAAUGGGUUACCGAUGAAGGAGUGCAUAUAACAGUGACACAUGAGAUUCCUGAGGAGGAAUGUAUCAAGGCGGAGAAAGGAGACACCCUUCAUCAGCAAUACACUCUACAUCUUGAAGAUGGUACAUUCAUUGACUCAAGCUGGAGCCGCAACAAACCAUUUAUUUUUAAGCUACGAAGUGGACAGGUCAUCGCUGGUAUGGACAUCGCUAUGGACGGCAUGUGUGAAGGAGAGCGUCGAAAGGUCGUCAUACCAUCAGAGCUCGGCUACGGAGAGAAAGGUCGCCCACCACGAAUCCCUGGGAAUUCACCUCUUCACUUCGAGAUCGUUUUAGAAAAGGAGCCAAAGAUGGCCGAACGCGACGAUAAGGAGAAUAGUUCGGAAGGAUUACUCGUUGAUUUUGAUGAAGAUAUAAUGGAUGCCACAGAAAAUGAUUCCAACUUCAAUGAGGCGUUGGUGCUGUCUGCAGAUAAGGAGUGUGAUUCGAGAGGAUCCACAAAAAUAGAGAGCAACUGUAUCUCACUUCAACAACGUUUGAGGUUUUGGAACGCGUAUUGGGCCUAUGCAAUGACUUGCGGGGGCCAGCCGAUGAUCAAUGUAAUCCUCUACGCUAUUCACUGCCUGUUCGUCAUUUCAUGGAGCAAAUAUGUACAUAAGCGAACGUUGUCGAUAAACACCACUUCACUCAUUACACACUGCAACAAGAAUCUAGAAUUUAAUCGCGUUCACGUGUGCGGUUGCAGCAAAUUGAAAUGGCCUGAUAUCGAUUGA
Molecule: messenger RNA, 1185 nt
Organism: Necator americanus (New World hookworm)
Lineage: Eukaryota; Metazoa; Nematoda; Chromadorea; Rhabditida; Ancylostomatidae
Exons: 12
Coding region: 1-1185 (394 amino acids)
Cellular component (GO): endoplasmic reticulum
Molecular function (GO): peptidyl-prolyl cis-trans isomerase activity
Source: RefSeq, a predicted model, not a curated record